AUGCCGCCUCGUCUCAAAGAUGGCGUCGGCGUGGCCGUCCAAGAACGCUGCCUACAGGUCUGGUCCGAGAACCAGGCCCUGCGUAUGUUGCGGCCCAUUGUCGCCGACAUCGACGGAACACAAGCAGAGCGCCUUUACUUUCAUCGCUUUCGUCGCGUAGCAGACGCCGGUCUCUGCAAUCACGUCACGAACCUCACCAGUUUCUGGAGCAGGCUAGCACCGCAGCUAAGCCAUUCUGAUGAGGCCGUGAAGCAUGCCAUCGUCGCCCUCGGCUCUGCGUACCACAUUUACCAGACGGCACCCCCGCCAGGCGGGGAAGGCGGGGAUGGCGCACCGCCGCGGGAACUCGAGAUCUUCACGAUCCAGCAAUACAGCACCGCCAUGUCCAAGCUCUCAAGCUACGCCCACGUACCGAUGAAGGACAGGAUCACCGUCACACUGUUGUGCUGCGUGUCGUUCGUAUGUAUCGAGACGCUGCGCAACAACUGGCGGCCGGCUCUGACGCACCUCACGAACGGUUUGCGCAUCAUUGAGAGCCUUCCCUUGAGCAUGCUCGACAAGCUACGGGAUCCCCUGCUGCCCCGUGACGGGACAGGGGCUACAGAGAGCAUGUCGGGGAUGGAUUACAUUCUCAGACUGUUCGCCACCUGGGAGGUUUCCUGCGCUCUAUUCGCCGAGAAUUUCAAGCCCGUCAUCUCCAUCAAGCUAUACGAGGGACGUGAACUGGACGACACGCCGCUGGACGAGUUUGAAACCAUCAUGCAGGCUCACCAAGCCAUUGUACAGUACACACGCGACGUCUUUGCCCUGGUCUGGUUGACUCGGGAGCAUCAAGGCGACGACAAAUUUUGGUCUCAGCCGCUUCCUUGCCGCCAGCACGAGAUAUUGAUGGACAAGGGCGACUAUCUGACCGGUCUUUUUGAGCGGUUCAUGGAACGGCCCCAGGCCCCCGCAAGCGGCACGGAAGAGUACUACUCCGUCUGUCUAGAUAUGCUUCAUUACAAAUGCGCCAGGCUGCUGUGUCAGACGCUGCACCAGAAGCCCCACCAAAGACGGCAAUCACCAGACAUCGUAACUCAACACGCCGAACUGGUCUCAAUAGCCACUCUUCUGCACCGAGGGCUAGCCGCCAAGCAGCGGCAAACGGACACACUUCCUCGAUCUUUCACUCUCGAUAUUGGUAUCAUCCCACCUCUCUACUUUAUUCUGGUCGCUUGUCAGGACCCGGCGGUGCAGGAAAAGGCUCUUGGUAUUCUGCGAGACUACCCACAAAGGGAAAAUCUUUGGGACGGCAACGCGGUGCGCAACCUACUGGUCACUGUCGAGAAUGUUAGUUACGGACCAGCGCAUCCCUUGAAGGACGUCCCUCAUUCUUUGGCGUUUGGAAAAGGAAUACCCGCUCUCUACGAGAAACUGCAGGAACUGCAUAUCAGGGUUGAAGAGGAUUGA
Molecule: messenger RNA, 1449 nt
Organism: Colletotrichum destructivum
Lineage: Eukaryota; Fungi; Ascomycota; Sordariomycetes; Glomerellales; Glomerellaceae
Product: Putative fungal transcription factor
Exons: 1
Coding region: 1-1449 (482 amino acids)
Source: RefSeq, a predicted model, not a curated record